CCUGCAGGAGGUGUGUUCAUCAAGAGGAGGGUCCUCUCGGCCAACAAGGACCAGCUGGGGCGCCACGAUUUCUGGGGCGAACUUCUCUUCGCCAAGCAGGACCUCAGCAACCGGACCUUCAAGGCCGAGGUGAACGGGACCGAGUACGUGGUCACGCUCUCGGGCCGCAUUCCGGUCGCUACCGAUGACGUCGCUGCCCCCGAGCGCAUGGCGAUGGCCUCCCGCCUUCUUAAAACGGUCUUUGCGAGGCUGAAGUUCAUCCGGAUUAGGGACUCGAUCUACGACCCCACGCACCCCCUCAUCUUUCAAGACAUGAGGGCGUUCCCCGGCUAUUCAACGAACAUAGACCUAUUCCACAGCGGGCUCAUGCUCAAUGUGGACACCUCGUACAAGUGGGUGCAGACAAGGAGCAUUCUCGAUUUGCUCGUGUUGCACCAGCGCGACCGGGCGAAGCAAAACCAGCUGGUGGCGAAUCAGUCAGUCAUUACCAACUACACGGAUAAGCGCGGAGACUACCGCUUCUACCGCGUGUCGUCCAUCGACUUUGACAAAACCCCGGCGAGCACCUUUCCGCGCAGGAAGAGGAGGGAGCACAAGUACGCCGAGGCCGAAGAGGAGCUCAUCUCCUUCUACGACUACUACCAAGAGACGCAUGGCAUCACGAUCCGCCACAUGGAACAACCGCUCCUCAAGGUAGUCGAGAAGAGAAGGCGCCCGACCGACGGAGUCCAGGUCGAGGAGAUCAUCUACCUUGUGCCCGAGCUCUGCGUCCUGGCCGGCAUGACCGAAGAGAUGCGCACCAAUGGCCAAUUGCGACGCAAGGCCAUGGAGGCCACUGGACCAGGGCCAAGAGAGAGGAUGAAUAGUCUGAUAUCGCUGGUGAAGAAGCUGCAGCCGGGCCACCAGAUUCCCGACAGGGCAAAGCCCGGAGAAAUGAUCGACCCUGGCGCCAUUCUCGCGGACUGGGGCCUGCAUGUCGAGAGCGAGCCUCUCGCUGUGCAGGGGCGCCAGGUCCGGCUUGAAACGUUGCGUAUUGGUGCAAAAGCUCCCAAGCCCUUGGGCGGAAAGAGUGAAUGGCGCGACCUCUACGGGAAACCGCCCUCAGGCGGUGCUCCGCCAGAUACCAGCAGCACGGGCCUGUUGAGGCCCAUGUCGCUCAACGCAGCAAACUGGGCUCUGUUUUACACUCAAAGGCAAGAGUCCGACGUAAUGAACAUGAUGAAGGCGUUCCAUACGUGGUGUGGUGUGAACAGGAAAGCAGAGCGCGAGGGCAAGCCAAUCAAGAUGUUCCAGGUCGUUCUGGAGAGUGCCAGUGAGGUGGUCUACAAGAGCAUCAAGGCCGUGAUGGCCUCCAAGCCUGUGCAGACGCAGUGUGUGCAACAGAGAACGAUCAAGCCACAAGCAGGCAUCGAGUCCAAAGUCAAGGGCCUCCUCCAACAAAUGGUGUGCAAGCUUGGUGGAGCUCCAUGGGGGGGGUCUGUCUUGGCACUGACCGCCACACUUGACGCGGGUUUCACUAGCUACUUCUCUGACGUAUCUGUGCAAGCACCGGUAAUGGCUUCUAGCAUUGCUGAAAGCUUUGACAAAGCACUUCGCGCAUUCAAGGAGGUCAAUCCUAAGUACCGGCCCAGGCGCAUCAUCAUCUACCGCGACGAUCCCGGUGGUCGUGGGUCUCUCGACGCUCUGCUGGAAAACGAGAUUAAGCCGAUCCAGGCAGUCCUUCAAAAGAGGGACCUCAAGAUCAACUUGGCCAUCAUCGUGGUGAGGAAGCGCGGCCUCGUUCGCCUGUUCACGCGCAGAGAUAUGAACAACCCGCCGCCCGGAACGAUUGUGGACGUGGGAGUCGUGUCGCGAGACUACGAUGACUUCUAUCUCAUCGCGCACAGCUCUCGCAUGGGCACGGUGAAGCCCACACAGUAUCAGAUCGCGUAUCGCACGCCGGGGGAGGACAAAUCACUCACGGCCCAGAGCCUCCAGCGCCUUUCAUUCAUGCUGUGCCAUCUCUACUACAACUUCAUGGGCACCAUAGCAGAGCCGGCUCCUCUGCGCUACGCCGACCGGCUGGCGAGUCUCAUGACGCAGGUACUGGAGAACAGGAGAAUGCCGCGUGCCGAACUCUCCACUAGCCUUUACUACCUGUAG
Molecule: messenger RNA, 2142 nt
Organism: Acanthamoeba castellanii str. Neff
Lineage: Eukaryota; Discosea; Longamoebia; Acanthamoebidae
Product: piwi domain containing protein
Exons: 16
Biological process (GO): regulatory ncRNA-mediated gene silencing
Cellular component (GO): P granule
Molecular function (GO): piRNA binding; protein binding
Source: RefSeq, a predicted model, not a curated record